AUGGAGUGUCGAUCAUUUGGCUUCAAGUUCCUCGCCUCCAUUGAUUUCGGCUCUGUACGCGCGCCGGCCCAGAAAGACUCUGCACCGAAUUGGGGUCCUGAACCUCUCAGUUUAAUGUCCCUCGGUGAAGGGGCCAAGCCGGCAGGGUCUAUUCUGGCUUUUGGCAAGCCGUAUGGGCGAAGCCGUCCUGGCAAACAUGGUAAACGAUACUGUCAAAUGCUUCUCAUGCAUUUCUUGAACAAGGUCCAUUACAACUGCACAACGAAUCCGCUUGAGCUGGAAAUGUACCGUCAGAUCAAGAACGUUAUGGGUGUCUUUGUACGAGUGCUUGUUCAUGGUGGACUAGGAUCGCCUCAUCUCUGCCUGCUCAGUGUUCGCGGCGAAACUGACCUGGCCAAUGCGAAGCAAUCUCUCAAGACAAUGAUUUGUUACGAUUUCCCAUCACUUUGCAAAGGCGUUUCAGAGACUUUUUGGAUCUGCACUUAUUUGCGCCGUUGCUUCACCCUUUACCGCCUUAGGACGCGCGAUGCCCAUAAGCCGUUAAUCAUCUCCAACCAGCUAGGUGAACAUCGAUCUUACCUCGUCGUUCCUCAAUCACUUCCGGCUCUUCAAAACUCAGUUCAUCCGGGAUGCUCAUCCAUACACUGUGGCUCCUGCCCCGCUGCUGCAUAUAUCGUCUAUUUGACCUACCUGGUGGCUGGUGAAGGCAAAUUCAUUCCCACGUUAUCGCUGAUCAUGAUCGCCGCAAUCUACGGUAUUUAA
Laccaria bicolor S238N-H82 is the source of this 762-nucleotide messenger RNA. Its product is annotated as glycosyltransferase family 2 protein. The transcript has 7 exons. Bases 1 to 762 code for a protein of 253 amino acids. The record is from RefSeq and is a predicted model, not a curated record. Lineage: Eukaryota; Fungi; Basidiomycota; Agaricomycetes; Agaricales; Hydnangiaceae.